GGUUGCCGAUUGCCGAUUGCGGGGCUCAAGUUCAGGCUUCAAAGUACUUAGCGACAAAGAAACAAUCGAGGCUGAGGCCCGGGCUGCGGCUGCGGCUGCGGCUGCCCAACUAUGUAUAAAAGCCAGCACUUUGGCCCGUCAUCAUCAACAGUUGCAAUCGAUUCACCCAUCAAAGCACAAACUUCUCUGCAUCUCCAAACAUGUUCAAAUUCGUUUCCUUCUUUGCGCUGCUGGCCGUGGCUGCCGCUGCUCCUGGCCUCAUCGCCCAGACACACUCGAUUGUCCAGCCCGCCUACGUGGACCACAGCGCCUCCUCGGCCAUCACCCACCAGAGCAAUGUGAACCUCGUCCGCAAGGUGCCAGUGUCUCCAGUCGUCACCUACGCCGCCGCUCCUGUCGUCCACUCGGUCCAUGCUGCUCCACUGAUCAAGACCGUCGUGCCAGCUGUCCACACCGUCCACGCUGCUCCUGUGGUCCACACGGUGCAUGCUGUUCCCCAGUACCACCCCGUCGUGGCCGCAUCCCCCGUUGUCUACUCCGCCUUCCACCACAAGUGAAUCGAUUGAGAGCGUGUUGGCGAAGGACUCGACUCUGUUAUGUCCGCAGAGAACGCUGAGCAAAUCAAUUAAAACAAAAGUAUUACAGGAAA
Messenger RNA from Drosophila guanche, 649 nucleotides. RefSeq lists its product as uncharacterized. The record is from RefSeq and is a predicted model, not a curated record. The transcript is spliced from 2 exons. Lineage: Eukaryota; Metazoa; Arthropoda; Insecta; Diptera; Drosophilidae. Bases 201 to 557 code for a protein of 118 amino acids.